Messenger RNA from Juglans microcarpa x Juglans regia, 1955 nucleotides. RefSeq names its product DNA-binding protein RHL1. NCBI's taxonomy places the organism in Eukaryota, Viridiplantae, Streptophyta, Magnoliopsida, Fagales, Juglandaceae. Gene Ontology annotation, molecular function: DNA binding. Gene Ontology annotation, biological process: DNA endoreduplication. The record is from RefSeq and is a predicted model, not a curated record. Bases 229 to 1557 code for a protein of 442 amino acids. The transcript has 13 exons.
UGAAUGCUCGAAUAAAAUUAGUUUGAACUUUUGCUACAGCUUUCCAAAUUUGAAAUUUGGAUAGCAAACUUGUGAUGAUCUCUCUAUUAUCGCACAUUAGGAAUUUUCUUUCAAAAAGAUUUCAGACCCAUCGUGACAAAGAGAUUUGGCGCAUGCGAGGCUGGCUGUAAAUCUGGUGUGCUCAGCUACUGCGAGUGAAGCGCAAGGAACCCUGCUGGUUCGUGAGGAAUGGGGCGGGGCUCUUCAUCAUCAUCGAAGAAGGAGGGGCGUGAGAGUAGUAGGCAGCUCGGUCCGGUUGUGACAGAGCGCAAGAGGCUCAAGAGACUAGCAUUUGCCAACAACAUACUCUCCGAGACUCCGGCCGAAGUCCACCAGCAGCUGAGCCCUUCAAAGGCCGUCAUCAAACACCAUGGCAAGGACAUUCUCAAGAAGUCCCAGAGGAAGAACAGGUUCCUGUUCUCCUUCCCGGGCCUUCUCGCUCCCGUCGCAGGUGGUAAGAUAGGCGAGCUCAAGGAUUUGGGUACUAAGAACCCCGUUCUCUACCUCGAUUUCCCUCAGGGUCGAAUGAAGUUUUUUGGGACUAUUGUAUAUCCGACAAACAGAUAUUUGUCAUUGCAAUUCCCAAGAGGCGGGAAGAAUGUGAUGUGCGAGGAUGUCUUUGAUAAUAUGAUUGUAUUUUCAGAAGCAUGGUGGAUUGGGAGAAAAGAUGAGAACCCCGAAGAAGCUCAACUUAAUUUUCCUAAAGAACUGGAUGAGGGACAACUCAUUGAAUAUGACUUUAAAGGUGGUGCAGGUGCUGCAUCUACAAAUCAGCCUAGUUUACAUAAAACAGAGAUUAGACUUGUUGAAGAACAGUCUCCUAAAGUUGAGUUUGAAGUUGAUUUAUCAGAUGGUGAAAACAUGUUGAAAGAUUUUUCGGAAGAGACUCCAGUUCGACAUUCAGAGAGAACUGCUGGGAGAACUUUUAAUUUUGCAGAAUCUUCUUCUGGGGAGGAUUCUGUUGAAUGCGAUACUGAUGUAUCAUCAGAAGAAGAGAAGAAAGUAGUGGAAGUUGAUUCUUCAACCACAAAUUGUACUGCUGGAAAGACUGAAAAUCUCAGCAAUGUAAAUAUUGACAUUGACUAUAAGGAUGCUGCAGAAAGAACUCAAAUUCCUGAACAGGAUGAAGGCGACUUUGUGUUGGUGUCCAAGUUGAAAAGGCAGUCUCACACUGCCACUCCAGGGACUGAAUCUAAGGGAAUGUCUCACACUAGUCAUGGUUCACUUGUUCAGGCUACUAUAUCCACAUUGUUUAAGAAAGUGGAAGGGAAGAUAGCACCAAGAAAUCCAAGGAAAUCUCCAUCUCCAAGAGUUUCUGGCCAGAAGUCGAGGAGUACUGAUUCAAAAAGGAGCAGAAAUGAGGAUGGACCUAGAAAAAAGGCAAAAGUUAUCAGGGCAAAAGAUGCUGGGGGAAGAGCCAUGGCAAAGAAAAAAGAUGAGAUUGAAGAUGAUGAUAUUGAACAAUUCUCGAGCUCUUCACAGGAUGCCCAUGGAAGUGAUGAAGAUUGGGCUGCCUAAGAUUCUUAUCACACACAUUCAGGAAAUUAUAAAUAGUUCAGGCAAGUGAUGUAUAUUACUUACCUUUCUGAUGCCUAUAUGUAAGAAUUGUGUUUUAAGGCGAUUUCCGAUUAAAUAAUGGGAACUUUGAUGGAAGCUUUUGUCAUACAACCCAUCAGUUGUUUUGAAUGCCGUCUUCGGCAUUUUUAGUUGGAGUGAAAAUAUGAGCAAUCAAAAUGAAGGCUGGGGAAAUUGUUUUGAAGAGAGAGACAUGACUUCAAAUGAUAUCUGUGUCUAUUUCUCUUUGGGAAAAUUAAGAAACAGUCCCAUUUGUUUACACUUCAAAACAUGGUCUCUGGAUUUGACUUCUUAGUCCGUAGGUUGUGUGGUUUGUUAAAAAAGGUCUUUGUUAUGCAUGA